Linum tenue is the source of this 2346-nucleotide messenger RNA. Lineage: Eukaryota; Viridiplantae; Streptophyta; Magnoliopsida; Malpighiales; Linaceae. The record is from the annotation of a GenBank genome assembly.
CAUAGCUAUAAUAGCGAUGCUCAAAGCUCAGCCACAUUAAUCGCUAGCUAGGUGGCUGAGAGUAACCAAACAACGUAAACAGAUCAGCAUUAUUCCCCAUUCCUUCACCUAAUUGAUUGAUUAGUCGUGCUGAUAUUUGACGAUUCAUUCAUUGCUGCCGCCAGCUCCUGCUAUGGAUAAUCUAAUAUCGUUGGUGAACAAGAUACAAAGAGCAUGUACAGCGUUAGGUGACCAUGGCGAAGAGAGUGCCUUGCCUACUCUUUGGGAAGCGCUGCCAGCCAUUGCCGUCGUUGGUGGCCAGAGUUCUGGAAAGUCAUCAGUGUUGGAAAGCAUUGUUGGAAAAGAUUUUUUACCUCGUGGAGCAGGUAAUUCUGGUUAUGAAGUGCAAUUUUCAUCAUGGGGAAGCGUUGUUAAUGUGCUUGCUUCAAAUGCAGGGAUCGUUACUCGACGACCCCUUGUGUUGCAGCUUCAUAAGAUUGACGAAACAAGAGAAUAUGCAGAGUUUAUGCACCUUCCAAGAAAGAGAUUCACUGACUUCGCUGUUGUUAGGCAGGAGAUUUCUGAUGAGACCGAUCGGGAGACAGGUCGCUCCAAGCAAAUCUCCACAGUUCCGAUUCAUCUCAGCAUUUUCUCUCCAAAUGUUGUGAACUUGACAUUGGUUGAUCUUCCUGGACUGACGAAAGUGGCUGUAGAGGGUCAACCUGAGAGUAUUGUGCAGGACAUAGAGAACAUGGUUCGGUCCUAUAUCGAAAAGCGAGUAUGUAUAUUUGCAUUGCAGCCAAAUUGUAUAAUUUUGGCCAUUUCCCCUGCUAAUCAAGAUCUUGCUACAUCUGAUGCAAUAAAGAUUUCUCGUGAAGUUGACCCUAGAGGGGAGAGGACAUUUGGGGUAUUGACCAAGAUUGAUCUUAUGGACCAAGGUACCAAUGCAGUUGAUAUCCUGGAAGGAAGAUCAUAUAAGCUUCAGUUUCCAUGGAUCGGCGUUGUGAACCGCUCCCAAGCUGACAUCAACAAAAGUGUGGACAUGAUUGCUGCUCGGCGCAGAGAGCGUGAAUAUUUCCAGAGCAGCCCAGAAUACAGACAUCUAGCUCAAAGGAUGGGUUCGGAGCAUUUAGGGACGAUGCUCUCAAAGCAUCUGGAACAAGUCAUCAAGUCACGAAUUCCUGGGCUCCAAUCUCUUAUCAACAAAACCAUCAUCGAGUUAGAGGCAGAGUUGAGUCGUCUUGGAAGACCUGUCGCUACCGAUGCUGGUGGGAAGUUAUAUAUGGUGAUGGAAAUUUGUCGAGCUUUUGAUCAAAUAUUCAAAGAACAUCUUGAUGGCUCACGUUCAGGCGGUGAAAAAAUCUAUCAAGUAUUUGAUAAUCAGCUUCCUAGUGCUUUAAAGAGGCUGCACUUCGACAAACAACUGUCGCUAGACAAUGUGCGAAAGCUCAUCACUGAAGCAGAUGGAUACCAGCCGCAUCUAAUAGCUCCCGAGCAAGGCUAUCGUCGUCUUAUUGAGUCCAGUUUGGUAACCAUCAAAGUUCCUGCUGAGGCAGUUGUUGAUACGGUUCAUGGUAUACUCAAGGACAUGGUUCAUAAGUCUAUUAACGAAACCCAGGAACUGAAACAAUACCCUACCUUAAAAGUGGAAGUCAGCAACGCCGCCAUCGAAUCUCUAGAGAGGAUGAAGGAAGAAAGCAGAAGAGCAACUCUCCAGCUAGUUGACAUGGAAUGUUGUUACUUGACCGUUGAUUUCUUUCGGAAGCUACCGCAAGACAUUGAGAAGGGCGGAAAUCCUACGCAUUCCAUCUUUGAUCGCUACAAUGAUGCUUACCUCAGACGUGUUGGGAGCAACAUAUUGCAAUAUGUGAACUUGGUUUGUGCAAGCUUAAGGAACUCCAUUCCCAAGUCAGUUGUGUACUGUCAAGUAAGGGAAGCCAAGCGAAGUUUACUUGAUCAUUUCUUCGCGGAGUUGGGUAAGAGGGAGACGAGACAAAUGAGCUCUUUGCUGGAUGAAGAUCCGGCAGUGAUGCAACGACGAACCUCCAUUGCAAAGAGGCUAGAAUUGUACAGGAGUGCUCAAGUAGAGAUCGAUGCAGUUGCUUGGUCUAGAUAGAUAGACACACAGAUAUUGAUUAAGGCAUAAUAUUGUUUGGACCUGUUCACAGGACUUUUUUAGGGACUGUCGGUUCGACUUGUUUUGUUGGGAUUUGGAAAACAUCUCUUGUCAUCUUAGGUGACAAAAGAUCGUCUAAUGUCAAUUUAUUCACAUAUUUUCGUGUUCAUUCACGCCAUUUGGUGUGUAUUCACGUAGUACUAUGUUUAUUCACGUAAGAGUGUAAGUUAUUCACGUAAAUGAAAAUUCAG